Molecule: messenger RNA, 417 nt
Organism: Penicillium malachiteum
Lineage: Eukaryota; Fungi; Ascomycota; Eurotiomycetes; Eurotiales; Aspergillaceae
Exons: 1
Coding region: 1-417 (138 amino acids)
Source: RefSeq, a predicted model, not a curated record
AUGACCUCGGACGCAUCAUGUAGCCUUUAUGUUUCCAUGAAAAAUGGCGAAUCGGAAGCUUCGUAUAAAUACUGGGGUCUCUUUAUCAACAGCCCCACAACACACCAACAGCUAGUUCUCCAUGUUGAAGGCUUUUCCAAGAACUUUCGCUUUGACCGACAAUUGGCAGAUCCUCGCGACUCCGACAAUUUUUCAGAGCUUAUUCAUCUGUGUAAUGUGCCUGUUUCACACAUUACACUCAUCGAUCAACCAGCAGAAGAAGCAGAAGUCCACAAUGAGUUCGCAGGUUACAACUGCCAGGACUAUGUCCUCCAGCUUUCGGAUGAUCUGGAGGCCAGAAAGCUUAUCAACGGGAAAGAUGCACAAUACAAGAAGCAGAAGGCACUCGUGGCGAGCAAGCAAGAGGGAUUUGACUAA